GUAAUGCUGCCUGAGGAGCGCGAUCUCGAGCCCAUCUCCCACCUGGUGCUCAACUGUUUUCCGGAGGUGAUAGAAGCCUGGCUGUUGCCAGAGGCAUUCGGUGGAGUUGCUUGGGCCUGGAAUGGACUUGUGAAGGCGUGGGAGAGGAGUGUCAUCCGGACAUCGCUGUCUGUGAACUUACAGCGUGUCAUGAGGCGGCCCUCCUUGCGAAAGCCUUGGCGGUUGCAGUUUGAGGGCGACUCCCUAGCACUUCUGCUGGUCGAGCGAGGUGAUGGGCCUGCCAGGCCGGUUGCCUUCUGCGAGCUGUGCAUCUUGCCUCCGAAUGGAAGUCCCCCAGAUGAUUUCGGAGCUGCUGUGUCCAUGAUCUUUGACAACAACCCGAACACAGCGCAACCCUAUCUUCAGAACUUCUGCGUUGCGCCGAACUGGCGCCGCAAGGGUGUGGGACGUGCCAUGCUUCGGAUGAUCGAAAAGGUUGUCGUCGAGGUUUGGCGCGGAAAUCGCCUUUACCUGCAUGCAGCUGGCGGCAAGGCGUCGCUAUGGACAACAGACAGAUCAUGUCACAUGUGUGUCCCUGAACCCUAA
Messenger RNA from Symbiodinium pilosum, 585 nucleotides. The record is from the annotation of a GenBank genome assembly. Lineage: Eukaryota; Dinophyceae; Suessiales; Symbiodiniaceae.